CCCCCCCGCCCGCCGCCGCGCUGGGCAAUCGCAUCCCUACUGAGCAGGUGUCCGCGAACAGGUGCUGCGGGGGCGGUGCGGGAGGCGGUGCCUUCGCUUCCGGUUCCGGUUCCGGCUGCGGGAGGGCGGGGGAGAUGCUGCAGGCACCGAGGGGGCGGCCCGGGGCCGCAUUCCUGUGGCUCGCCGUGGCGGCGCGCACCAUGGCUGGAGGUACCUGCCGAGAGAGACCAGGGCCCUCGUCCCGUCCUACCUGCGACCCCCCCUCCGGGAGCGCUCGGAGCUGCCGGGAGGAUGUGUAGCGGAGGGGCGUGGCUCGGAGCGCCCACGGUCUCGCUCCCUGAACUGCGUUCGCUGCUGGCCUCCGGCCAGGCCCGGCUCAUCGAUGUGAGAUCUCGGGAGGAGGCGGCAGCGGGGACCAUCCCGGGGGCGCUCAACAUCCCGGUGUCGGAGCUGGAGAGUGCCCUGCAGAUGGAGCCCGCUGCUUUCCAGGCUCUGUACUCCGCCGAGAAGCCGAAGCUGCAAGAUGAGAACCUCAUUUUCUUCUGUCAGAUGGGCAGACGGGGCUUGCAGGCCACGCAGCUGGCCCAAGGCCUUGGGUACACAGGGGCUCGCAACUUCGCAGGAGCCUAUAGAGAAUGGUCCCAGAAAGAAGGUUAGGGUGGCUUCCUGCUGGCCCCCUCUCCCUCGCCCCCAUCGCCCCCUAAACUGAGAGUGAUGAAGGGGGUCACUCCUCAGGUUGGACAGCUCCUUACCGUGCUGUGCACGCACAAGUAUCAAAUAAAGAGCAUUUAAUCAAAA
Ailuropoda melanoleuca (giant panda) is the source of this 798-nucleotide messenger RNA. It is a transcript of the gene TSTD1, whose product is annotated as thiosulfate sulfurtransferase like domain containing 1. The coding region runs from base 292 to 657 and encodes 121 amino acids. The record is from RefSeq and is a predicted model, not a curated record. The transcript is spliced from 4 exons. Gene Ontology annotation, molecular function: thiosulfate-thiol sulfurtransferase activity. NCBI's taxonomy places the organism in Eukaryota, Metazoa, Chordata, Mammalia, Carnivora, Ursidae. Gene Ontology annotation, cellular component: cytoplasm.